AUGUCUGAAAACACAUCCUUGUUAUCGGCAACGAUAACUUUCAUCCAAAGGGCAGACAUGCCAUCGGCUACCACGUCCGCAACGGCGAUGCCCAAGAUCUCCAGCACUGCGGAAACUUACACGACACCCUCGGUGACGGUUCCGCCCAGCAGCAACAAUCCAUACAUUCUGAAGACGAAUGGGCCGCUGGGAGUGGUAUUCAUUGCAGUGGGAAGUGUGGUCGGAGCCAUCUUGGUGGCAUUUGCAUUGUACCACUUGUACAAGUCACUCAGCUCGUCCAGAAUGGCUAAGCGCACCAUGAACAACGAGAAGUUUGCCUACCAGAAGUACCAAGGAGCAUUCAGCAGCAAUAUUACUCCGCUGCUGACUCAGGGAUACCUCCAUCCCGAAAACAACUCGGUGGCCAAGUUGCCACUCUUGAACUCCAACAAGUCGUUUGCAGGCGGCUCGCAGGUCGGCGAAAGCUCUACCAUCUUCACCUACGAAGGAAGCAACCCAACUACUCACCACGACUUGACACAGAUGUUUGUAUCGCCCACAAAGGACGUCAUGACCCAUAACAGAACACGUUCGCAGUACCUUACGGGAUCGGUAACCAACUUGUCCUUGUACGGAGGUUCUAAGACCAAUUUGAACAGUCCCUCGCCAGCCACCAACAGGCACUCACAGGUGAUGCCUAACUUGUAUAUCAAUGAGGAGGCCAACAACAGUGACUACUCGGUCGUGCCUUCAAUGGUCCAGGAGAGAAAACCCAAUGAAGAUGGCCGCAUGCCUAGAGAGGGAAAGAAGACGCUUCCAAGUAUGUAUUUGGAUGACUUAAUCGAUAGGUAA
Sungouiella intermedia is the source of this 831-nucleotide messenger RNA. Lineage: Eukaryota; Fungi; Ascomycota; Pichiomycetes; Serinales; Metschnikowiaceae. The record is from the annotation of a GenBank genome assembly.